AUGAAGGACAAAGGUCUGCCAGUCCCUACUCCUCUGUCCCUCGUCCCUGCAGCCCCCACGCCUCUGUCCCUCGUCCCUGCAGCCCCCACGCCUCUGUUUCUCGUCCCUACAGCCCCCACGCCUUUUCCCUCGUCCCUGCAGCCUCUUUCUCUUGCCCCUACAGCCCCCACGCCUCUGUCCCUCGUCCCUGCAGCCCUCCCCCCUCUGUUCCUGCAGCCCCCACGCCUCUAUCCCUCGCUCCUGCAGCCUCCACGCCUCUCCACCACCUCCCACACCACACCGCCACCACCUCCCCUGCACACUUACACCAGCUUCCCAAACACUUAUCUACGCCCAAAGUCAUCACUACUCACUCCCUCACUCACCCAUACAACCAGUCAUUCCCUCAUUCACCCAUACAACCACCCAACCAUUGAGUCACAGCACAGCCUCAGCCUCACAGCCUCACAGCCUAAACACAAGCCUUUACCCAGCCAGCCAGCCAGCGAGCGAGCGAGUCACCGAGCGAUCUACCAGUCACCUCUCGCCCUGGUCCUCUCCGAGCUUCUGUGCCUCCCAGUCAUGUUUGUGUUCCGGGGCGGCAGUGUGCAGACGUGA
Molecule: messenger RNA, 597 nt
Organism: Scylla paramamosain (green mud crab)
Lineage: Eukaryota; Metazoa; Arthropoda; Malacostraca; Decapoda; Portunidae
Exons: 6
Coding region: 1-597 (198 amino acids)
Source: RefSeq, a predicted model, not a curated record